Molecule: messenger RNA, 999 nt
Organism: Boeremia exigua
Lineage: Eukaryota; Fungi; Ascomycota; Dothideomycetes; Pleosporales; Didymellaceae
Exons: 1
Coding region: 1-999 (332 amino acids)
Biological process (GO): apoptotic DNA fragmentation
Cellular component (GO): mitochondrial inner membrane; nucleus
Molecular function (GO): single-stranded DNA endonuclease activity; nucleic acid binding; metal ion binding
Source: RefSeq, a predicted model, not a curated record
AUGUCGAAGGUCACAUUCGCCAUCAUCGCCGCGGGUGGUGCAGCAGCCGGCGCAGCAGCAACAGCUGCCUUCUACUCGACCAAGAAGGAUAGCCUGCCACCCACACCAGUAACCACCACAGCCACCACCAUCACCGGCCCACCGCGACCAGCACCGGUCCCCGCCUUUCCUUCCACUCCCGCGCCCGCCGCCGCAUACCGCACACCCCUCGUCGACCCCAACGGCCUCUUCCAAUAUGGCUUCCCCGGCCCUGUCAACGACCUCCGCCCAGCCGCCUCGCUCACAUCUGCCUAUGACCGCGAGAGGCGCAACCCAGCCUGGGUAGCCGAGCACAUCACACCCGCGUCGCUGGCAGCCAGCAAUGCCGACCGCAAGCACAGCGUGUUCGUCGAGGACAUCACAAUCCCGGAGAAGUUCCGCGCAAAGCUCAAGGACUACUUCCGCAGCGGCUUCGACCGCGGCCACCAGGUGCCUGCCGCCGACGCCAAGUGGAGCCAGGAAGCCAUGGAUGACACCUUCGCGCUCAGCAAUAUGUGCCCGCAGGUCGGCGACGGCUUUAACCGCGACUACUGGGCGCACUUCGAGGACUUCUGCAGGCGCCUGACGCGCACGUAUCCCAGUGUGCGCAUUGUCACCGGGCCGCUGUACUUGCCCAAGCGCGAUGCUGACGGCAAGUGGCGCGUCUCGUAUGAGAUGAUCGGUACACCGCCUAAUGUCGCUGUGCCGACACAUUUCUACAAGGUCAUCUUCGCUGAGGACGGGAGCGUUGGGGGGAAGGUGGCGCUGGGUGCGUUUGUGCUGCCGAACGCGCGCAUCGAUAACAAGAAGCCGUUGACUGACUUCGAGGUCCCCAUCGAGGCGGUCGAGAGGGCGAGCGGGCUGGAGUUUGCGACCAAAUUGGAUCCGGCGAGGACCAAGAGGCUGUGUCAGGAAGUCAGUUGCUCUGUGAUCGUCAAGGAGUACGCGCAGAGGCAGAAGACAUUCCCCAAGGCUGCGUAA